Messenger RNA from Loxodonta africana (African savanna elephant), 1900 nucleotides. It is a transcript of the gene UBXN6, whose product is annotated as UBX domain protein 6. The transcript is spliced from 11 exons. Gene Ontology annotation, molecular function: protein binding. Bases 106 to 1434 code for a protein of 442 amino acids. The record is from RefSeq and is a predicted model, not a curated record. NCBI's taxonomy places the organism in Eukaryota, Metazoa, Chordata, Mammalia, Proboscidea, Elephantidae. Gene Ontology annotation, cellular component: cytoplasm.
CGAUACGGGCCCUUCCUUCCGGUUGUUGGUUCCAGCUGGCCCCUCCCGGAGUGGGCCCUGCGCCCUCGCGUCCCGCGGCGCUCUGCCGCCGGGCCACCUGUCACCAUGAAAAAGUUCUUCCAGGAGAUCAAGGCCGACAUCAAGUUCAAGGGCGCAGGGCCCGGUCAGAAGCUCACAGACUCAGUGGGGGAGAAGGCCCCCAAAGACAAGCCCAACCAGCCGGCCCCCAGGCAGCCUCGCCAGGGUCCCACUAAUGAGGCGCAGAUGGCAGCUGCCGCGGCCCUGGCCCGGCUUGAGCAGAAGCAGCCCCGGGGCCGGGCCCCCGCAUCGCAGGACUCCAUCCGGAGCCAGGUGAGAAAGGAACUUCAAGCAGAAGCGACCGUCAGUGGGAGCCUGGAGUCUCCGGAGACCCAUGUGGUCUCUGAGCCCAGAGAGGAAGGCUCGGCCCACCCGGCAGUGGCUGGUGUGUACUUUACCUGCCCGCUCACGGGGGCCAUCCUGAGGAAGGACCAGCGGGACGCCCAUAUCAAAGAGGCCAUUCUCUCGCAUUUCUCCACGGACCCGGUGGCCGCCUCCAUCAUGAAGAUCCACACGUUCAACAAAGACCGGGACCGGGUGAAGCUGGGUGUGGACACCAUCGCCAAGUACCUGGACAAUAUCCACUUGCACCCUGAGGAGGAGAAGUACCGGAAGAUCAAGCUGCAAAACAAGGUGUUCCAGGAGCGCAUUCACUGCCUGGAAGGGGCCCACGAGUUCUUUGAGGCCAUCGGGUUCCAGAAGGUGAUGCUUCCAGUUCCCGACCAGGAGGACCCUGAGGAGUUCUACGUGCUGGGCGAGGCGGCCCAGGCGCAGCCGCAGAACCUGGAGCGGCACAAGGAGCAGCUACUGGGUGCAGAGCCCGUGCGGGCCAGGCUGGACCGCCAGCGCCGCGUCUUCCGGCCCUCGGCCCUGGCCGCGCAGUUCGACCUGCCUGGGGACUUCUUCACGCUGACAGCUGAAGAGAUCCGGCGGGAGCAGAGGCUGAGGGCCGAUGCGGUGGAGCGGCUGAGCGUGCUGCGGACCAAGGCCAUGCGGGAGAAGGAGGAGCAGCGCGAGCUGCGCAAGUACACAUACACGCUGCUGCGUGUGCGCCUGCCCGACGGCUGCCUGCUGCAGGGGACCUUCUACGCCCGGGAGCGGCUGUCCGCACUCUAUGCCUUUGUGAGGGAGGCCCUACAGAACGACUGGCUGCCCUUUGAGCUUCUGGCCUUGGGGGGACAGAGGCUAUCGGAGGACGAGAACCUGGCCUUCAACGAGUGUGGGCUGGUGCCCUCAGCUCUCCUGACCUUCUUGUGGGACCCAGCUGUGCUUGAGGACGUGAAGGCCGCGGGUGCCGGGCCAGACUUGAGUGUGCUGAGACCUGAGCUCCUGGCAGUCAUUGAGCAGCUCUCAUGAAAUAAAGCAGGGUCAGCUCAGCCCCCGUCUGUCUCGUGCUCGUCCAUGAUCCCCAACCCUUCCCACCCCAGCCCGGUGCCUUCCCACCUCCUGGAGGGGGGCAUGACAAUGGAGGCUGUUAGCUGCCGUGUGGAAGAACGGAGGGGCUUAGGCUCUGUUGCUGACAUGUGCCUGUGCCCACAGCCCCAUGGGGAUCUGGGGACGCUGCCCCCCUCGGAGGCAUGUGACCUCAGCGUCCCCGUGGCUGUUAACGUGCUAAUGGCGGACCAGGCCGGCAACAGCUGACAGCUGUGGGCCCUUCUGGGGCGGGAGACCCAGCCUGGAGCCCCUCCAUGCCGUGUUGGUGGCGGAGGCUGCUCUGAGGGUGCAGCUGACGGCGGCAGGGGAGGGAGACACAGCUGCCAGUGCACAGAUCUGUAAUUAUUUCUUAACUAUGAUGUGGAAUAAACAGGAUAUUUGAACAGUU